Diospyros lotus (date-plum) is the source of this 1541-nucleotide messenger RNA. Its product is annotated as protein BRANCHLESS TRICHOME. The transcript has a single exon. NCBI's taxonomy places the organism in Eukaryota, Viridiplantae, Streptophyta, Magnoliopsida, Ericales, Ebenaceae. Bases 412 to 1362 code for a protein of 316 amino acids. The record is from RefSeq and is a predicted model, not a curated record.
CCUAAGCCCAUGCCAUCUCUUCCAUGGAGUAUGCACAUUCGGACCCAUGAAGCUUGAGUUUUGGGAGAAAGCGAGAAGAAUUCAGAGAGAUGAGGACAGAUGAGAGGGGCAAGGCAAGGCAAGGCAACCUCCUCCGCCAGUAUUUAUUAAGAUGAGGAGCAUGUGAUGUAUCUGUCCCUUUAAGCGAUUCCACGACUUGAAAGCGAGUUAGAGAUAAAGAAAGCAAGCAAGAAAGAAAGAAUAAUAGAAUAGAAUAGAAUAGAAUAGGAUAGAACAGAAUAGGCCCCUUGAGAACACACACACACACACACACACACUACCCAAAAGCAAAAGCAAAAGCAAAAGCAAAGCUAAAAAAACAUAAAAGCUCCUUAGCUUCUUCCACGGGAGAAAAAAAAGGCUACGGAGGAGAUGAUGACCAUGACGAUGAUGAUCCGAAGCAGCCGCUGCCGCCGCAGCCCAGACCCGGUGGAGAAUCACCUAAAUCCGCCCUUUUCCGACCAACCCAUCACCACCUCCACUUGCCCAACCUGGAAGCUGUACGAGAACCCUUUUUAUAAUAAUCCCCAUCACCAAUUACAUUCCCAUCAUCAUCGUCAUCUUCAAGAACAAGAACCCAAACAGUUUCAUCGUCUUCACCUCCCUGUCUCGGCGCGCAAGAUCGCCGCUUCGUUCUGGGAUCUGACCUUCAUCAGGCCGAUCAUGGACUCCGAGCUCGACAUGGCCAAAGCCCAGGUCAUGGAGCUGAGGGCUGAACUCGAGUACGAGCGCAAGGCUCGGAAGAAGAUGGAGUCGACGAACAAAAGGCUGGCCAGGGAGCUGUCUGAGGAGAGGAAGGGAAGAGAGGCCUUGGAGCGAGUGUGCGAAGAGCUGGCCAGGGAAGUUUCGGCGGACAAGGCGGAGAUCGGCCGAAUAAAGAAGGAGAUGGAGGAAGAGAGGAAGAUGCUGCGAAUGGCCGAGGUGUUUCGAGAAGAGAGAGUCCAGAUGAAGCUCCACGAGGCCAAGCUUCUGCUCGAAGAGAAGAUGCUGGAAUUGAACAAGAUCAGUCGGUCUAAUUCCAAGCCAGUGAUUGAGAAUUUUCAGGAAGAAAAUGCACAGCCAAGUGGCUGCGUUAGCGCCCACAACAAUGGCAAUGGCGGCGUUCGAAUUUCCAUGUCUAUUCAGCGGAGGGUGUCGCCGGAACCGGAGAAUCCACACAUCAAGCGAGGGAUCAAAGGCUUCGUAGAGUUUCCAAGGGUGGUUAGAGCCAUUGGGUCGAGAAACAGGCAUCUGGGUUCCAAGUUGGAGUGUCAAAAGGCUCAGCUCAAGUUGCUUCUCAAACAGAAGAGUCCUACCCGAUCCAGUAACCCUAUUAUAAGUUGAUAUAUAGAUAUAGCUUAGUUGUGCUUAGUUUUGGUUGCUGUCUUCUUUUCAUUGCUUCUCUGCUUCAUUGCUUCUCUGCAAAUGGAUAAGGCGCUUGCAAGAUUUUCCUUGGGGAUAUCGCAGUACUGUAUAUGUUUUCUUCACUAAUUGUUAUAUAUAUGUUUUCUAUUUUUUUUUUU